Molecule: messenger RNA, 1658 nt
Organism: Cydia pomonella (codling moth)
Lineage: Eukaryota; Metazoa; Arthropoda; Insecta; Lepidoptera; Tortricidae
Exons: 2
Coding region: 297-1655 (452 amino acids)
Source: RefSeq, a predicted model, not a curated record
CUAUAUUUAUUUAAUGUAACAACUACUUGCAUUGUACAAAAAAAGUGUAACUUCAAUAUUUAAAUAAAACCUCACAACGAAAUCAUGAGUAGUAUAGUUAAAAUCGACGCACCCUAAUUCGUCGAGCGACCAUCAGACCGCGAGCUGCCGCCGCGCCGGCGGGGGGAAGUCAACCGGGCACACCGCACAAGGCGUCAGCAGCGGCAACGUUGCUUCGUGUCGGCCAUUUUGAAUUAGUCGCGCGCUGCGUACGGGUGUAGUACCGUUGGAGUUAUCGGCAGUUAUAGUUGAUAAAGAUGGCAGCGGAAAUGACGUUGGAAGUAUUUGAAAAGCAUUUAUCUGAUUUUAAAAAGGAGGAUAUACAGAAAAAAAUGGACAUAGCCAGUAAUUUAAGCAAACAAUGUGAACUGUACAGACAAAUUGGGAAAGAUAGCACUCCUCCCUUAAUUAAGUGCCACAACCUUACUGGAGUACCCAAAGAAACUUUAAUGGCUGUAAGUUCUCUCGACAAGAAGUCAAUAAAGUUUGAUAAUUGGUUAAAAGAACAAAAACUACAAAGCCACAAUUUUGAGUAUAACAGAAUACGAAAAUUACUGUUACAUAACUACACACAAUUCCUAAAAAUACCAACAGGAAUAAAAAAGAGUGAAGUCUACGAGGGUUAUAAGAAGUUUUUCACUCUAGUACAGCUACCAGGGACGAAGGCUUCCAUCAUAGUCGAAAAACCAGAAACAGUCAUGGAGAGACAGCGGUUUUUACAAACAAAGAUGAUGUAUAAGGAACAAAAGAAAAACAUAGUGUACAUAGGCAAGAUAAACCUGCUCCUAAACCAUGGUAGAUUCAGUUACAAAGAAGACAACGUUGAAUCAAAAACACGGUUUAUUGUAGCAGCUUCGCAAACAAUUGGUCACUUGGGUUAUAUUUACUGUUGCGGUAGUAGCCAGGAGUAUAUGACGAAUUGGGUAGAAGAGAAAAUUUUACCCCAACUAACAGAGGAAAGCGUAAUAAUUUUUCAAGAAAACGUUUUAAGGAACGACGACGAUAAAGUUGUUAGUGACCUGUCGAAGGAAGACAUUAUCAAUUGGUUGAUUAAUAACGAAGUCCCUCAUGAUCCUAAAAUGCACCGAGCAGAAUUAUACAAACUUGUAAAGACAAAUCAAAAAAGUCGCGUCGAGAAACUGUCGCCAGCAGAACUCAGUUUUAGAGCAAAGGGCCAUAUUACAAUAAGGAAAAAGAGGUGCAAUUUAAACAACAACUUUUUUGAUCCUUUCUGGGGCUUUCUUAUACAUGAGAUGAACAACGCUACGACAAUACCAGUAAUAAAAACGACAAUGAAGCACCAUCAGCACGCUAUAACUAACACAGCAAAUAUAAUCGUUCAAAAUUGUCCGCUUGACUAUUGGAACAACUUAGGUAAUAUAUUGCUAGACAAGGAAAGAGAUAUCUAUAGAGAAGACUUAGAAAUGGAGCAUGUAAUAGAUAAACUGAUGACUAUGGUAAAACAUGAAGGAUUGCCGAAAGAAUGGGAGACUAAGUUAGAUGAAUACAAUAGAGCAGCGGAGCAGAAAUAUAUACUUCUUUCCGAUAAUCUAUUACAAUUGUUUGAAAAUAUGCAAAGAACUCAACAUUACAAAUCAUUAAACAUAUUUAAAUAAUAA